AUGGGUUCAUACUCUAAGGCCAACAUUGUCCACAAGCCACCAAGACUCUCAAUGGGAAGUCUCCAAAGAACCAUACCUGACAUCUCAGCUGAACUAAGCAGCAGCAUCAGCAGCAAUGAAGCCAUUGACGAUGACAUUCAUCUUCCAACUAUAUCUGAGGUUGAGGAUGCCAAGUGUGAGUGCUGUGGCAUGUCCGAGGAGUGCACGAACGAGUACAUAGAUAGUGUGCGCAGCCAGUUUUCGGGGAAGUUAAUUUGUGGGUUGUGUGCUGAGGCUGUGAAGGAAGAGAUGCACAAGAAUGGAGGCAAACGAGAAGCGGCUGUGAAUCAGCAUAUGAGUUCUUGUGAAAAGUUCAAUAGGCUUGGUAGGGCAUACCCCGUUUUGUACCAAGCUGAGGCCAUCAGAGAGAUUUUCCAAAAGAGUUCAAGAAUUAGGGCAAAAUCCAUGAGUCCUAGAGAUGAGAGUGUUCGAAAGAGUAACGGGGGUAUUGCAAGGAGCUCUAGUUGUAUUUCCGUAAGAGUUAAUUAG
Malus domestica (apple) is the source of this 528-nucleotide messenger RNA. RefSeq lists its product as uncharacterized. NCBI's taxonomy places the organism in Eukaryota, Viridiplantae, Streptophyta, Magnoliopsida, Rosales, Rosaceae. The record is from RefSeq and is a predicted model, not a curated record.